CACCUACAAGGAAUCAAAAUCAAAGCUUUCCCUAUGCCUAAUAUUCAUCGAAUUGCUGGCCAAGUUUUAGUUUGAAUGGGAAAAGAAAAAAUCUUUUCAUAUGAUUUUAUAAAUUAUGUUCCGUUGAGAAAAACUUACCAAAGCUUUACAAUGAAAUCAAGUUUCGCCUUCAUCGCCCUUUUAAUCUCCGUCAGUUUCAUCAUCGCCUCAGCUGCUAAAAUCGGACACGUCAUCACUUUCCGAUCAUCGAAUCUCUACCCGGAGUCAUUCACUUGGGAUCCAAAAUCUCACAAAUUCAUCGUCGGCGGUACUCGUCAUCAGAAACUCCUCUCUAUUUCAGAAUCCGGUGUAGCUGAAACCCUAAUCUUCGAUACGGAUUUACCGGAAAAUUCCUCCUUCCUCGGCCUCACAAUCGACCGUCGUAAGAAUCGCCUCCUUGCUUGCAUUCACCGUUCCCCGUUCAACGCGCUCGCCGCCUACGACCUCCAAUCCCGCCGCCGCAUUUUCCUCACCCCGCUCCUUGACAAAAACGACCAAAAUCCGAUCGCUGCCGUAACGGAGAUAAUCCACCCAGCCGCCGCAAACGACGUCGCAGUUGAUUCCUCCGGGAAUGCUUACGUCACCAAUUCCGAUGGGGACUUCAUCUGGAAAGUGAACCCCGACGGCGACGCUUCGAUUUUCUCGAGAUCGGAGGUCUUCAAAUCUCAUCCCGUGGACGUCACCGUAAACUACCACAGAUGCGGACUAAACGGCAUCGUUUUCAUCUCCGAUGGAUAUUUACUCGUCGUCCAAUCAAAUACCGGCAAAAUGUACAAAGUCAACGUUAACGAUGGAACGGCCAAGACCGUUAAAUUAAACAAGGAUUUAACGGCGGCUGAUGGAAUAGCCGUUAAAAGGGACGGCGUAAUUGUAGUAGUGAGUCAGCACAAGCUUUAUUAUUUAAAGAGCGAGAAUAAUUGGGAUGAGGGAGUAGUAUUUGACGAAACUGCCCUUGAUGUAGAAGGGUUUGCUACGGCGGUUAUAGUGGGGAAUAGGAAGAGGGUGCAUGUGUUAUAUGGGCAUGUAAUGGAGGGUAUAAUGGGAAAUGAAAAUAGAGAAGAAUUUAGUAUAGUGGAAAUAGAGGAAGAUGAAGAUAAAGAAGAUAAUAUAUGGUUGUUUGUGUUAAUUGGAUUUGGGUUAACUUAUUUUUUGUUUUGGAGAUUUCAGAUGCGUAGACUUGUUCAAAAUAUGGAUAAGAGAGUAGCUUAGGUUUUUAUUAUUUUACUUUCAUUUUUAUCUUCUUUUUUUUUCCUUGUUUCAUGUACUACUUGUUUUGGUAAUUUUAUUUUCAUAAAUGACAAGUUUUUUCCUAGUG
This is a messenger RNA of Solanum dulcamara, 1354 nucleotides long. RefSeq lists its product as uncharacterized. Lineage: Eukaryota; Viridiplantae; Streptophyta; Magnoliopsida; Solanales; Solanaceae. The record is from RefSeq and is a predicted model, not a curated record. The transcript has a single exon. Gene Ontology annotation, cellular component: endoplasmic reticulum. The coding region runs from base 76 to 1248 and encodes 390 amino acids.